Messenger RNA from Dreissena polymorpha, 1671 nucleotides. RefSeq lists its product as uncharacterized. Bases 157 to 1305 code for a protein of 382 amino acids. The record is from RefSeq and is a predicted model, not a curated record. NCBI's taxonomy places the organism in Eukaryota, Metazoa, Mollusca, Bivalvia, Myida, Dreissenidae. The transcript is spliced from 2 exons.
UCCUGUGUUUACGAAUUUGAUAUACCCGAGAUUAAAACAUGUAAUUUAUACAAUAAACAAAAUAUAUCAACUUUUAGCAAUACAAAACUUCAUGUGCUAUCACAGCACAUAGUUAUUAUAAAAAAAAUAUGUUACGGGACAUAUUUAAACGCAAUUAUGUCUGUUUAUGUGUGGGGUUUCGGUAAACUGGGUCAACUCGGUAACGGACAAACGGAAAUAUCCCACACGCCUGUGGAAGUUAAACUACGUGAAAGCUGUAGAGAGGUCCAGUGCGGUGGACACUACACAGCAGUCGUCACCGAUAGCGGGGCGCUAUACACGUUCGGAUGCGGAAAGUACGGCCGAUUGGGGACCGGGGAUGAGACGGACAGACGAACACCUGUGCGAGUAAGGAUUACGAAGAACGGGAAUGAAGUUGCCAUACACUCGGUUUCUUGCGGAAACUGGCACGGUGCAGCGAUCUCUAACGAAGGCGAGCUCUAUACCUGGGGCUUCAACAGAAGCCAUGGCGUGCUGGGGUCUGCUGAUGUCCCGCACCUUUCUAAACCAUCCCUUCUACCAGGCCCUUUCACUAUGAAGGUGGCCGGUGUGUCGUGCGGAAACAAUUUCACCUUACUAUGGACUACUGACGGGGUGCCGUAUUCGUGGGGUUGCGGACGCCACGGCGUCUUGGGCCACGGAGACGAGUUGCCAAGGACUAACCCAACCUUAAUUUGUCAGUUCGAGGCUGAUGUCUCGCGCGUAUCAUUCAUGAGCGCCGGAUUUUCGCACUGUGCCGCUGUUACCGAUAAAGGCGUCUAUACGUUUGGUAGAGGUCAAGGCGGAGCACUGGGUCACGGUCAAGGUCACCUGGAAACAACAUGUGUUCCGUCGUUAGUCAAGACAUUACAUCGCGAGUGUAAAAUUGUCGAAGUGAGCUGCAGCGUAGGUGAAAAACACGGACACACGUUGUUUCUAGACGCAGAUGGCCACGUGUUAUCGUGCGGUGAUGGUUAUAAAGGUAAACUAGGGUUCGGUGACCAAAUAUCCAGGUUUACCGCGACGCAGAUACCACAACAACACUUCAGUAAUGAAAAAAUACGUCACGUAGCGGCCGGUGGAAUACACAGCGCUGCUGUCAGUUUCGUCGGACACAUUUUCACGUGGGGCUGUGGGAGUGACGGCAGACUGGGUCACACAGACGGGAAGGGCCACCGUUACCUCUUUCGGUCGGAUACGCCGAGGCUGGUGGAAGCGCUCUCCGAGCGAGGAGUCGCCACUGCUAUAUGCAGUUCAUACUAUCAUGUUGCCACGCUGAUAAGUUGAGUUUAUACAUGACAUUUGUGCCCUGAUACACUUACAUUUUUACAUUAACAACUUAUUUGAGCGAUUUAUGUUUUGUAAAUAGAGUAUCCAUAUUACAUAGGAUCGCUAUGUCUCCCUUGCAACAAUUUUAGUUUGUUCAAUCACGUUGCAAUACCAGCUCAGGGAUUGAAGCUCCCAUUAUCCCGCAUAUAUAUUAAGGCAACUAUUGCGAGGAUUUUGAUCACGUUGCAGCGGCGUUUGCACGUGUAACGUUGUGUUUCGAUUGAUGAUUUUAUAUAUAAGAAAACACUCUCCACACAUUAGGGAUAAGGAUUCAAUUAUUGUAUUGUUUAUACCCUGAAAACAUACAGAUGUAGAUGAUUACCG